UUCUACUGCGACCACAGGAAGACACACACAUUCACGCACAAACACUCUGAGACGUACACUCAGCCAGUCUGUAGCAGCCUGAGGGACGGACACAGAAAACACAGCUACACCAGACUUUGCGGCCACAGAAGCUCUGAACAACACCACAGAUGGGGCCUGGAUUGUUUUGGAACUUCCCUCCCAAGGCUGGCUGCACGGUUCCACAAAGCCUCCUGCAGACCAUGUUGCUGUCCAGGAUGGCGGGGAUGAAGGAGCAGCAGUUCACGGAGGAGAAGCCCCUGCUGCCGGAGCAGAGAGGAGUGGACUCAGACAUGCAGGAUAAAGGAGAGGAGGCAUCAGGGGGGCUCCAGGGCCCCACCGCCCCCGCGCCUCUUAACAACCCCCCUCCCCCCAGUCGCUCCACUCACCGCUGGCAUGUCUUCGCACGGCACUGGCUCCGCCAGACCCGCCGUCGGACCAGCGGGGUCCUCCCGGAUAGCUGUGAACAGCUGAUGCCACCAGGUGACUGGAAGGAACAUGAUGUUGAGACCCCUUAUGGGAUGCUGCAUGUGGUGAUCCGAGGGGCGCCCAAGGGAAACAAGCCCGCUAUCCUCACCUACCACGAUGUGGGACUGAACCACAAGCUGUGCUUCAACACUUUCUUCAGUAAUGAAGACAUGCAGGAGAUCACCAAGCAUUUUGUGGUGUGCCACGUCGAUGCCCCGGGACAGCAGACUGGAGCAUCACAGUUCCCACAAGGGUACCAGUACCCCACCAUGGACCAGCUGGCUGGCAUGCUGCCCACUGUUGUGGAGCACUUUGGAUUCAAGAGCAUCGUUGGAAUCGGUGUUGGAGCUGGAGCUUAUAUUCUGGCCAAAUUUGCUCUGAUCUUCCCUGAGCUGGUAGAGGGUUUGGUUCUGCUCAACAUCGACCCCAAUGGCAAGGGAUGGAUUGACUGGGCUGCUACCAAGCUGUCAGGUCUGACCAGCGCUCUGCCGGAUACGGUGCUGCCACAUCUUUUCAGCCAGGAGGAGCUGGUGAGCAACACAGAGCUGGUGCAGAGCUACAGGCAGCAGAUCAACAACAACAUCAACCACUUCAACCUGCAGCUUUUCUGGAACAUGUACAACAGUCGGAGGGACUUGGAGAUGAACCGCAGUGGGACAGUGCUUAACGCCAAGACCCUGAAGUGUCCUGUGAUGUUGGUUGUUGGAGACAAUGCGCCUGCAGAGGAAGGAGUGGUCGAGUGUAACUCCAAACUGGACCCGACCAACACCACCUUCCUGAAGAUGGCUGACUCUGGUGGACUGCCCCAGCUCACACAGCCCGGCAAACUGACAGAAGCCUUCAAGUAUUUCCUGCAGGGGAUGGGCUACAUCGCUAAUGUGAAGGAUCGGAGGUUGAGUGGAGGGCCAGUGCCCUCAGCCAGUAUGACCCGCCUAGCUCGCUCCAGGACGGCUUCCCUGACCAGCGGUGGCUCCGUGGAGGGAUCCCGCUCACGAGCCUGCACCCACUCGGACAGCACUGAGGGAGUCGGCGCAGUCACCCAUACCAUGGAGGUGUCCUGCUGAGAAACCACAGGAAGAAAGAGGGAGGGAGGAAGUAGAGGGAUGGAGAGAGAAACAGUGAGGCGGGCUGUGCAAACAAGAGGUGGAAUUGAAGGUGUGAGAGAGGUAGUCAGGCUUGAUGGACAGGGAUAGUAAUAUUUGAAGACAGCUCUCUUUGUCUUCAUCUACGUCCUCCUUAUCCCUGUGUCUGCCAUUUUCUUCCCUCCUCCACUGUAAAAUUCCAUAUGUAACGCUACUUUAACACCCUAAACACAUUUAAAUAUCCACCUCAAUUUCCUUUCUCCCACCACUCAAUGAUUUAGCAUUUACUCUUGAAGUGUCAUUCUUGUGUUUGCUGAGUGUGGCCUCAUUCUUUGCGUGCACCCUUUCUAACCUCCCACCCCCCAAAAACACAAAACAGUAAUUCUGUCAACAGUCCAUACAGAAAUAUGCUGUAAAGAGCUAGUGAUGAAAUCUGAUACGAGCUGGUAAAAGUGCAGGCCAUAGCAAUGAGAGCCAGACCGUUCUCACUCCCGAGGCGUAACAUCCCAACGUUUUGUCACGUCCCGCGGCGUUCCUGAGGAACGCCAAAGGUGACCUUCCGCGUUCUUAUGGUACGCGGCGGGUUAUGGCAGAAAUCCAGUGGAAUGACGGUCCCGCGGUAAUAGACGUUCCAGCCCUGUAUUCCAGCCCUAAACCUAACCUUCUCCCUAACCCUAACCAUAACCUUGUUCCUAAGCUUAACCAGUGUUAAAUAGUGUUUUCCCAAGCGAUUUGAAGGAGAAGAGUAAACAUGUGUAGAUUGAGUCCAAACGGUUGUCAUAGGUCCUCAGUUUUCCGAUGUCGUCAUGUAGGAACGUGUUGGGUGCCCGAAAACGUAAUAUGUUGACGAUUUGUCACCUAGCGUAAAAUGUUACUGUUUGGGAUGAGAACGUGUUGUGAGAGCAGUACUUUUAUGGGGUGUUUUCUGUUUUUAUGUGACAGAUUGUGAGCAUCUCUCUCUGUGAAGUUUGAGAAUCAUGCGGGUGGGGGGGGUGUCCAGAAUUAGGCAGACGGCAGAACACAGCAUGUCAUAGCUGAGUGCACCUGUAGCGCUAGAGAGGAUUUGUAAGCAUAGUUAGAGCUCACAACGUUGCUAUAAAGCUGCACUUGGUAAGACCUUAUUUCAAAUGGGUGAACUAUAACUAGAUUGAAACAGUGUGAUAUUGUCAGUAUAUGCUUCAACUUAUCUCCAUUGAUGCAUUUACAUUAAAAUAUUAAUAGUCCAGGUUUAUAACAGCUCAAACUUUGAAAUAAUAAGCUAUUUUUCAGGCUGUCUGUGCUUCUGCAUGUGUAGUAUCUGAGACAUAUUCUGAGGCUCAUUACCUCAAAACAGGAAAUUACACGCGGGCCGCCAGUCACAAGCGCACCAAAACCAAGCCACUACACCACCAGGGAGCUUUAUCAGUUUAUCUGCUUUACCUUCUUCUUUUUGCCACAAUAAUAUUUACAUUAACGUCUUUGAGUCAUCUUGAUUUUGCGUGAGAAGACAAUCUGGAGCUGUUUGGUAUCAAAUGAGCCAAAAAUUAUUUAAAAACAUCAAAUCCAACGUAGCCAAUGUAGCAGCAAAGUUGUUAUGAAGCACUUGAAAAACACCUUCUGUGAAAUCAAGUGAGCCUGAAACUAUUAAUAUCUUACACUGCAAAGCAUGUAGAUGCUUAAUAAAGACGGUGGAAAAUGCACCCAUACGAGCAAAAUACUUAUAUAUAGUUUGCAAAGUGAGGAAUAUUAAUGUAGCUAUAUGAGCUUGAAGUGCAGAUUAACCUGUUUGUGUUAACGAGGAACUUGUCAGAAAGCUAGAAUUUCAAUUUCAAUUGCAUUUAAAAAAUCGUUUAUUCACAGAAAGCCCCUUUACAUUCCCAUCAUGAGCAGGGCCGGCACAGGAACAUGAUGUUACAAUGCAUCAGCUCCAAAAUUUCGCUUGGAGCUAAAUUAGCGUAAUACACCAGAGUGCAGCUUUAAGCCGCGUGUCAUCUCACAUUUCUCAGACAAUCCACUGCAUAAUACUAGAAUAGAAGAAGUAUUUAUUAACAUGUAUAUGCAUGUCAAUGUGAAAGUAAUCUUAGGGCAUUCUAGUAUGUAAUUAGUUUCUAGUAUUAGGGCAUUCUUCAUUAGCACCUUACUUGUGGCUAGUUAAAUAGAGCCAUGGAUGCAAACACCUUCAUUAGCCUGCAGCUGUAGUGCAUGGAUGUGGUUCUCGCCAUAGGCAGCUCUUUGUGGUCUCUUAAGAUGACAAUCACAGCCUGACUCAAACCAAACUUGACCAGGGAGGGGAGCUGAGGCAGGACCAGGCCAGCCCGACAACCUCUCGCUUCUGGGUCGACGUCACAGAAACUUGCCUUCCGUUACAGCAUCCAGCCCCUCUUUGUGGAUAUACCAAAGCUACCCACCCACACAAACACACACACACACAUUUUCGCACAUCUACUGAAGUGAAAGCUGCGUGGGCUGGAUUUUGUAAUGGAAAAAAAGGAAUACACAAAAUUCACAUGCAAGAUGGAAUCCAUUGCUAUGUGGUUAGUGGGUGUUUUGAUGUGCCGUGAAGCCACGAUCUCACUGGUGUAGUGCAACAUAGUGAGUAUAUAUGUGUAGUUUUAGACUAGUGCAACUGUGUGCUGCAAUCUGCUGUAAUCCUGGAUCACCUUAAUAGUGAUCAGGGAUGGGCUCCCUUGGAUUUUAGCUCAUUAAUGUACAGUAUUCAUGUACCAUAGUCACCUUCGUCUGCUUUCAGUUUUACAGGAAAACCCUUUGGUCCCCUGUCAGAAGGGGCGUAGCUACCAAUUGCUGAGGUGUGCACUUCCCUGAGGCAGCCUGUAAGGGGCGGGGCUUUUUUGGCGCCAUUUGGGCUCCAAGCUCGGAAUGUAGGGUAACCCCCAGCCACUUAAAAAAACAAAAAACAAAACCCCUCCCUCUAAAAAAAAUAAAACAAAAAAUAAAACAAAAAAAAAA
Messenger RNA from Maylandia zebra (zebra mbuna), 4514 nucleotides. It is a transcript of the gene ndrg4, whose product is annotated as NDRG family member 4. The record is from RefSeq and is a predicted model, not a curated record. Lineage: Eukaryota; Metazoa; Chordata; Actinopteri; Cichliformes; Cichlidae.